Messenger RNA from Ambispora gerdemannii, 897 nucleotides. The record is from the annotation of a GenBank genome assembly. NCBI's taxonomy places the organism in Eukaryota, Fungi, Glomeromycota, Glomeromycetes, Archaeosporales, Ambisporaceae.
AUGGGAUGUUGUUGCUCUAGACGUUUUACUGAAGAGGAAGAUAGAAAACUGAGGUUCCGCAAUAUCGGUGGUAGACGAUAUCAUAAUAUUUCAGAUUCAGAGUAUUUUAUUCCGAAUGAUGAUGAAGAAGCUUAUCGUUUAACUAGGUAUCAUCAUGCAAUAAAAGAUAUUUGGGGAGGAUUAUUUCAUUCACCUAUUGAAGAGAAGUUGAGACAAGGAGCUCGUGUUAUUGAUUUAGGAUGUGGAAGUGGAAUUUGGAUUUUGGAUAUGGCAAAACAAUAUCCUAAUUCAAAGUUUAUAGGAGUAGACUUAUCUCCAAUUUUUCCAACAGAAGGUCUUCCUUUAAAUGUGGAGUUUCUCGAAUAUAAUGUGUUGGAUGGAUUACCAUACGAAGAUUCGUCUUUCGAUUUCGUUCACGAAAAAUUUUUAGUUGGUGCUUUUACGGAAGCACAAUGGAAAGAGAAAGUUAUCCCAGAAAUGACAAGGUUAACUCGGCCAGAUGGAUGGGUUGAGAUGUUAGAAGCUGAUACUUAUCUUACAUCUGAUGGAAACGCUACAAUUAGAAUUGCAAAAGCUCUCCAAAAUUACAUGAUACCGAAGGGAAUGAACUGUACAAUUGGGAAAGAGAUUCCGCGCCUUUUAGAAAACACAAACGCGUAUUCGGAAAUCAGAAAUCAAUCAAAAGCCAUAGUUUUAGGUAAAAAGGGUGGCAAAUCUGGGCAAGAGACACUUAAUUUUUACACGGUUGGUCUCAGUUCUAUCAGAGGCAUUUUAUCGGCCAGUAUGAAUAUAAUGAUCGAACAUUAUGAUGCUCUUAUCGAAACAAUCUAUACUGAGGCGGAAAAAACUACUUCUUAUUUUAAUCAAUAUCGAAUUUGUGGUCAUAAGAAGAAUUAA